Messenger RNA from Merops nubicus (carmine bee-eater), 1110 nucleotides. It is a transcript of the gene GJB1, whose product is annotated as gap junction protein, beta 1, 32kDa. Gene Ontology annotation, biological process: cell communication. The transcript has 2 exons. The coding region runs from base 133 to 972 and encodes 279 amino acids. The record is from RefSeq and is a predicted model, not a curated record. NCBI's taxonomy places the organism in Eukaryota, Metazoa, Chordata, Aves, Coraciiformes, Meropidae. Gene Ontology annotation, cellular component: connexin complex.
CAAGCGCAGGGCAGUGGUGGAUAGAGACAAGGGCAGGCGGAGCAGAGCUCUCCAGUGGGAGACAUGAAACCUUAGAGGGGCCAUUUGGGCCAGCUCGCAAGGACCCUUCCUCACCAUCAGACGUGAGGAACAAUGAACUGGGCCGGGCUCUACACGGUGCUGAGUGGGGUGAACCGCCACUCCACCUCCAUCGGACGCAUCUGGCUCUCGGUCAUCUUCAUAUUCCGCAUAAUGGUGCUGGUGGUGGCAGCUGAGAGCGUCUGGGGGGAUGAGAAAUCUGCCUUCACCUGCAACACCCAGCAGCCUGGCUGCAACAGCGUCUGCUAUGACCACUUCUUCCCCAUCUCCCACAUCCGUCUGUGGGCCCUGCAGCUCAUCCUUGUCACCACGCCAGCUCUCCUUGUGGCCAUGCAUGUGGCAUACCAGCAGCACCAGGAGAAGAAGCUGCUCGUGCUGACCGGGCAUGCAGACCCCAAGCUCAUGGAGGAGGUGAAGAAGCACAAAAUGCGCAUAUCAGGUUCACUGUGGUGGACAUAUGUCUGCAGCGUGGUCUUCAGGCUGCUCUUUGAGGCUGUGUUCAUGUACAUCUUCUACAUGCUCUACCCAGGCUACCAAAUGGUGCGGCUGGUUAAGUGCGAGGCUUACCCCUGCCCCAACACCGUCGACUGCUUCAUCUCCCGGCCCACCGAGAAAACCAUCUUCACUGUCUUCAUGCUGGUCACCUCCAGCAUCUGCAUCGUCCUCAACAUGGCAGAGCUGGUCUACCUGGUGGUGCGAGCCUGUGCGCGCCGAGGCCAGCACAACUCCAACCCCUCAUCAGGGAAGGGCUCCUUCUAUGGGCACAAGCUCUCUUCUGAAUACAAGCAAAAUGAGAUCAACCAGCUGCUGACAGAGCAGGACGGCUCGCUCAAGGACAUGCUGCGCCGCAACCCUGGGCUGCAGGAGAAGAGCGACCGCUGCUCUGCCUGUUAGGGUCAGUGCCGGGGGGGGACCAGCCCUUGCCUCCAAGCCACAGCUGCGCCACAGCCCACGCAUAGCAUCCCUCAGGUGCUGGCCUGGUCCCGCUGGAUGGCCAGGAAGGCAUCUCAGGCCAUUAAAUCUCCAUUCUCA